CUCAAAGUGGUAAAGUUCCAAAACAAAGAGCCGACGGGAAGCAACUACCAUUCAAUCGCUCUUCUCCCGGAGGCAGCAGUCAGUGCCUACUAGUCAUCUUCUUCCUUCCCUUCUGUAGCCAUAUCUCCUUCAGACAAAUAUGGCGUUCCCCAAAUCCUUUCCAAGAGGUGCCAUGGUCAUAAAACUUGGGCUUUUAGUUCUUUUUCUUCUUGGCGGUAAUUGGGCUUGUGAUGCCAGAGAAUUGAUGACUGGAGAUCUGUCCAGAGAAACUAUUGCUUCUGAUAUUUUGGUUUUGCAAAUAGAACUCAAGGACUCAGAAUGGGAAGUUAGAUCUUCAGAAGAAGUUGGCAAAAAGGAAACUGUGUGCACGUUCUGUGAAGAGCUUGCUGCUGAGGCAAUAAAUUAUCUUCAGGAAAACAAGACUCAGGAGAUCAUUGACAUGCUUCACAAAACCUGCUCGCAGUUACUCCAUUUUGAGCAACAGUGUAUUACUUUGGUGGACUACUAUGUUCCCCUGUUAUUCUCAAAGAUUGAAUCAAUGCAACCAGGGGAUAUCUGCCGAAAGUUGAAUCUAUGUGAACUAAGGACAAUCAAUUCUAGGCUAACAUCAGAGAGUAAGUGUAAAAUUUGUCAUCAUGCUGUUGAAGAAGUUCUUCUCAAGUUCGAAGAUCCAGAAACACAGUUAGAGAUCAUUCGGUUGCUUCUGAAGGCAUGCAAUGCUGUGAAGGGCUAUACAAAAAAGUGCAAGACCAUGGUUUUCGAGUAUGGACCCCUGAUCCUCUUCAAUGCAGAGAAAUUUCUUGAGAAAACGGACAUAUGCACUGCAAUCCGUGCCUGUGAUUCGUCUUCUGGUGGUGAUGGGAAGCAAGCAUUAGCAGUGCAGUAGAACAAAUGUGCUGGCUUUCUGGUUGCAAAGAAGUGCAACUGGAGAAAAUACACAUUAUUGAAAUGUCAUAUCUGUAAACAGAAUUAUUCGCAUAUACUCCUCCCCUCCCCUGUACAACAAACAAACUUUUGUUUUAUUAUACAUUCCAGCUCUCAAAUCAUUUCAUAUGCUCGUCGCCUGUGUAAUAACAAAUUCAUAUUAGUUGCUCAAUUUUGCAAGUAGAACACUCGUCCUAA
This is a messenger RNA of Diospyros lotus (date-plum), 1122 nucleotides long. RefSeq lists its product as uncharacterized. The transcript has 6 exons. The coding region runs from base 140 to 886 and encodes 248 amino acids. NCBI's taxonomy places the organism in Eukaryota, Viridiplantae, Streptophyta, Magnoliopsida, Ericales, Ebenaceae. Gene Ontology annotation, biological process: lipid metabolic process. The record is from RefSeq and is a predicted model, not a curated record.